AUGAAGCCAGCCGUCGAAGCCACGGCGGCGGCGAACGGCGCCGCCAAACCGCAGUUCCACAACCCGACGCGCCUCGCGUACCGCCCGCAGCCGCCCUCGCGGCGGCGCCACCGCCGCGGCUGCUGCCGCUCCUGCUGCCUCUGGACGACCACCGCGGUCCUCCUCGUCCUCCUCCUCGCCGCCGCCGUCGGCGCGGCGUUCUACGCGCUGUACCGCCCCCGACGCCCGUCGUUCUCGGUCGGAUCCCUCCGCCUCUCCAGGUUCAAUCUCACCGGCACGAUGCUCACCACCGCCUUCAAUUUCUCGCUCACCGCCAGCAACCCGAACAAGAAGAUCGACUUCUACUACGAUCAGAUCUCCGUUAGGCUCUACUCCGGAGACGUGGACAUCGGCGACGGAGCGUUUCCCGGCUUCGCUCACGGCAGGAAAAACACGACGACGUUGAGGACGCUGAUUUCGAGCUCGAGCGAUCCGAUUCCUGCCGGCACAGACUUGUCACAGCUGAGAUCGAGCUUGAGGAGCGGCGAUCUGCCGGUGAAGAUACAGCUGGACACGAAGGUGAAGGUGAAAGCCGGCAAAAUGGAGUCGAAGAAGCUUGGGAUUAGGGUCACCUGCGAUGGAAUCAGGGUUUCAACCCCAAGGGGCAAAACGGCGUCGUUAGCCACGACCUCAAACGUGAAGUGCGAAGUCGAUCCACGUGUGAAGAUCAUCAGAUGGACGGUCUGA
Molecule: messenger RNA, 726 nt
Organism: Striga hermonthica
Lineage: Eukaryota; Viridiplantae; Streptophyta; Magnoliopsida; Lamiales; Orobanchaceae
Source: the annotation of a GenBank genome assembly